Messenger RNA from Cyanidioschyzon merolae strain 10D, 168 nucleotides. RefSeq lists its product as hypothetical. Lineage: Eukaryota; Rhodophyta; Bangiophyceae; Cyanidiales; Cyanidiaceae. The record is from RefSeq and is a predicted model, not a curated record. Bases 1 to 168 code for a protein of 55 amino acids. The transcript has a single exon.
AUGAUGAUCAUAUCAACUGCCUGUGCGUUUUUCCCCGUACACGUGCUCUAUAUUGGUGAAAACCCUGACAUAUUGCUGAACGCAUUUUUCAUGAUGAUCAUAUCAACUGCCUGUGCGUUUUUCCCCGAACACGUGCUCUAUAUGGUGAAACCCCUGACAUAUUGCUGA